GCUUCGCUUACUUUCGCGUGUCUGUGAGUUUCACUUUACUGCCAAAAAUAGAAAAACUGCAUUUGUCAUUCGUGAUAAUGUCAAGCCAAUUGCCAUCAGCUGCAGAGACAACAAAUCUCGACAUAAAAGGCUCGUGAAUAAGAAGAAGAGAAUGAGUAGAGCAAAAGCAAAACAUACUGGAGAUAAGUGAAGGAGAAGUUGUGAUAGAUUUGUAGUUCUUUCAAGAGAUAGGAAUUAAUAUAGAGCAGUGACUUCUUUCUAGUGAACUGAGGCCGCCGGCGCCGGAGAAUGAAAUAGCAUGGAGGCCUCCGAUUCUCAUCGUGCUUGAUACGACCGAAAUCACAGAGAUUGGAGGUCAAAAUCUUCAGUCUAUUAUUUACCAAAACACCCCUUAACGCACUUCCUAAUUCCUAUUUUAAUUUUUUUUUCUUUAAUUAAAUAAAUGGACAUAAAACGGGAAACCACUGCCGUUCAAGUUCAAGAAAAUGUCGUUCAGGAAGAAACUUCCAUUGCCCAUCCUCAAGAAACUUGACCGCCACCCUUCGCCACCACCGCCACCACCGCUGCCUCCACUCCCUGACCCACCACCUACCCCUCUUACACCUCUCCCUACUGUUACUCUCAGACCUACAUCUCAUCACUCCCAUCUCCUCCACUUCCUCCAAACCCACCUGGCCACCAAUCCACUAACCCCUUUCCACCUCCUUCACUUCCUCAAAUCGAAGCUCCGCCAUCACCCUCUGUUCUCCCACUAUGAUUUUCUCAUCUUCAAUUGGGCCUCCACCAUUGACUCUUUUCGCCAUGAUCACUCCACUUUUGAAUGGAUGGCAAGGACUCUUGCUAUCACCAACCGUCUCUCGGAACUCUCCUCGCUUCUCUCUUUCAUGGCAUCCAAUCCCUGCCCUUGUUCUGAAGGUAUAUUUUCUUGUCCAAGAAUUGAACCCAUUUUUCAGUUUGCUAUUAAUGGUUAUUGUAAGGCAGGGAAAUUGGAUGAUGCCUCGCUUGCUUUUGAGACCAUGAGGAAAUUGAUUGAUGGGAGGCCCAUUGUAGCUGUUUAUAAUGUUUUGAUUCAUGGGUAUGUUAAAUGUGGGCAGCAUGAUAAGGUUACGGAGAUAUAUAAUAGGAUGUUGAAGGAUAGAGUUAAGCCUGAUGUGUUUACUUUUAAUAUCUUGAUUAGUAGCUAUUGUAGGAAUAAGAAGUUCGAGAUGGCUUUAGAGUUGUUUAGGGAGAUGAGAGAGAAGGGGUGUAGUCCUAAUGUGGUUAGUUUUAAUACAUUGAUUAUGGGGUUCUUUAGGGAGAGGAAGUUUGAUGAAGGGGUUAAGAUGGCAUAUGAGAUGAUUGAUUUGAGGUGUGGGUUUUCAAGUGUGACUUGUGAGAUUUUGGUCGAUGGUCUCUGUAGGGAAGAGAGAAGCUUGGAGGCUUGUGAAUUGUUGAUUGAUUUUUCAAGAAAAGGAGCUUUGCCAAGUAAUUUUGAUUUCUAUAUACUUGUGGACAAGCUAUGUGGCAAAAGAAACAUAGGAGCAGCUUUGGAGUUGUUGAAUGAGUUGUGGAGGAAUGGAAAUGUUCCAAGCGUAAUUUCUUGUAUCACAUUAAUAGAAGGUUUGAGGAAGUUGAGGAAAAUAGAAGAAGCAUUCAGAUUGAUGGAAAGAAUGUUGAAGGAGAGUAUUAUUUCAGAUAUUGUGACCUUUAAUUAUCUCCUUCAAGAUCUUUGCAAUGUAGGAAGAACAGUUGAUGCUGACAAAUUGAGAUUAUUGGCUUCUAGCAAGGGUUUGGAACUAGAUGAUAUGACAUAUUACACUUUGGUAUAUGGGUAUACAAGAGAGGGAAAAAGGAAGGAAGGAGAAGUUUUGGUGGAUGAGAUGCUGGAUAGAGAAUUUAUACCUGAUCUUGCUACAUAUAAUAGGUUAAUGGAUGGCCUUUCUAAAUCUAGAAGCCCUCCUAAACACCAUUUUUGACUGAGUUGAAAAGGUGAAUGCAUAGACAUCUUCAAUUUUUACAUUUUGGUUUUGGCACCAACAGUUUAGUGGAAUUAGCUGGGAUUUCUCAAUUAUGGUGGAAUUCCUCUUCCAUGAAGUAAGUAAGAACUUUGACGAAACAGACAAAUGCAUAUAGGCUGUUGUAAAUCAAGGAGGAAAGGAAGAAGUUAAAAGUGGAAGCAGCAGGUAUAAAUAUAUUCAUACAAACUGCAUUUGUCAUCCAUGGUAAUGCCAAGGUAAUUGUCAUCAGCUGCAGAUGAAUAAGGAUGAGGAGCUGCUUAAAUAAAUGAAUGAUGCUGAAAAUGAGCUUGCUGUUGUUUCACUUAAAGCUUUGAUUGAUAGGUGCAUACAGUUUGAUGAGUACUGUUUGUUCUUUCCUAUAAGGAGAGGCAAGCUAUAGCAUAAGUUAUGAAACCAUGAGAGGCACUUCUAGUUUUGAAAGAAGUUAACUAAAGAGGGAUGUAUGGUGAAAAGUCAGGAAAGCAAUUUAUAUCUCCAUGUUAAUUACCUUCUUCCCUUCCAUUGAGACUCGGUGAAGGCUUUUUGCAUACUCUGGCUGAUGUUUGUUUGUGGGAGGGGCUUUUGUUCCAAAGGCUUUAGGAAUUUUGGCUUGCGUGGAAGGAAAUGAGAUGCUUCCAAAUAAGACGAAGAUUUUAUGUAGAGAAGGACUGCAGGAUGUCCAUGCAAGAAAGGAGAACUGAGAGGAAGAGAACAGCUGAGCUCACUUCUCAUGGGUAUAAUUUGGCCUGCGCAUCGGUUCAUGGUGCCAGCAACUCCAUCGACCUUGGUCUCUUCUUGCUUGGCAUUUUAAUGGUCAAGCAGAUUCUCUGCAGUUGUUUCCCUGGCAUCGAGAAAAUGGUCACCAACACAGCCCCAUUCUAUAAUGCUUGGAACCAUCAUCAUAGCCUUUGUGGUAAUGGGUUUUGCAUCGGUUGCCCACAAGGGGAAAGAUAGAGAGAUUGCAGGGUUAUCCUACACAAAGCCUGCCUUCAAGACACUACAAGUGGCUGCAGAGAUUCAUGAUGAGCAAAACUAGCUGGAAUGACAUUGUAGGUGGCUUGGAACACCUCAAUUUUGUUCCAACUUACUCAGGACUUAAAAUCAUCUUAAUGUUUCUGUAGAUUAAUUUGACUCCAAUAUAGGUAGUCCUUUAAUGCCUUUUUUUUUUUUUAAUUUUGCCCCUUUAACUCUUUCUAUGCAACUUAUUCAAGUUACUGAAGCUAAUAUUCAAUAUUUUUGUGAACGGAUGAAUGAUAA
Molecule: messenger RNA, 3233 nt
Organism: Hevea brasiliensis (rubber tree)
Lineage: Eukaryota; Viridiplantae; Streptophyta; Magnoliopsida; Malpighiales; Euphorbiaceae
Product: pentatricopeptide repeat-containing protein At2g36240
Exons: 2
Coding region: 486-1955 (489 amino acids)
Molecular function (GO): protein binding
Source: RefSeq, a predicted model, not a curated record